ACCACCAUUUGCAUAGCUGGGGAGUUGCGACAGAAUACCCUUCAGCACCUGGAAAGAGAAGGUCGUUAUAAAAUGGUAUAAUUCCUAAAACAGAAGUUUUAAUUCCAGAGCUUUCUGUUGAUAGCUCUUUGGCGGUUUUCAGAAUGGGGCAUAUCAUAGUAACGGUGAUUUGUGUCGUCUUCUUAUUCACUUUGUCAGAUGGGGCCUUUAUCAGCGUACCUGGUGCUGAGUGUGAAAACAGAUGUUUGGCUGGUUGCACAGGAACAUGCACACUGGAUAUGUUUGUGCAAUACAGUCCUUGCUCCUAUGGAUGUGUCGUAGAUGGAGUUUACACGUACAACACGGAACCUGACUUUACUGAAUGCGGAACAAAUAAGGUUUGUUACCAAGGCCAAUGUCGGGCACAACGUUACUCAGAUCAAUGCAGACGUCUAUAUGGUGGAAACUACAUCGGACUCGAGGAUCAGUAUAAUACUUGCUCGUUCACAUGUGUUCCAGCAGCUGAUGGAUGUAACGAUAUAUACGUUGAAGAUGUACCAAGUGGCGAGUUAUGCUUCGUAUCAACUAGUAAUGAGCUUGGGACGUGCUAUGGAUGCGUUUGUGUCUCUCCAACUGGACAAAAGGUAACACCGUACGUAGGUCCGCCAGAAACAAUAGGCGGCCCCACAAACGCUCCAACACCAAAAGGUUAUAUUAGCUUUGCACAAGCUGUUGCAGAAAGCAGUGGCAUUUCUACCUUUACUCCUUACGGUCAAGUGUCAAGUCAAUUGUCUUUUGCUCCACAACUAGUUGGAUCAGACAACUUAAGUGCAACACAACCACCAGCUGGAGGAAGCAGUGGUUCUCCUGCAAGACUUCAACGAUCAUCAGAUGCUCAAGCAGUAGCAAGAGCUCAAGCAGCUGCAAGAAGCAGAGCGUCCUAUGGAGGCUCCAAUCAAGGCCAAAUUUAUUCUCAAGGACAAUCUAGUGCAGAGGCUCAGGCACGAGCACGAGCUGAAGCAUCAGCUAGCGCUAGAUCCACAGGAAGUGGCUACCGCAAUGAUUUCACACAGAACGGAAAUGGUGUUACUUAUGGCUUUGUUGAUGAAAGAAAUUCCAAUAACGGACAAUCCGUAAUGGAAUCUCAAGUUUCUCGAUCAUCUGAUGGUUACAGCACAUCUAGUAGUUCUUCUUCUUCAUCGAGUUCCGGAUUUAAUAACUUCAGGGGAAACUCCGCUUCAUCCGAAGCCUACGCUAGGGCCUAUGCUGCAGCUCAAGCUCAAGGAUUUUCAGGAGCAGGCGCUCAAUCUUAUGCCGAAGCGUUUUCUGCAGCUCAAUCUCGAGGCUGGUCUUCAACUCAAGCAGAAGCCUAUGCUUACGCAUAUGCCAAUGCACUGACACAGGGAUAUGUAACUGCACAAGCACAAGCAUAUGCAGAAGCCUAUUCUAGAGCUCGAAGUCAAAGAUCUGGUUCAGCUCAAGCUCAAGCUUACGCCAAUGCUUACGCAGAAGCACAAUCACAAAGAUAUGCUAUGUCCCGAACGCAAGCUUAUUCUAAUGCCUAUGCCACAGCACAAGCACGAGGAUAUUCUACAUCGCAAGCACAAGCUUAUCCUAACGCCUAUGCAACAGCACAAUCACGAGGCUACAGUACGUCACAAGCACAAGGGUACGCUACAUCACAAGCGCUAGCUUAUUCCGAAGCAUAUUCAAGAGCUCAAACACUAGGCUUCAGUACCUCUGAAUCUCAAGCUUAUGCUAACGCAUACGCGGAAGCACGAGCACAAGGGUAUGCAUCGUCACAAGCCCAAGCUUAUGCUGAAUCCAGAGCCAGAGCAUAUUCUCAGAAUCAGGUUACAGGUAUGCGCUAUGGUGGUACAACUGGAUUCUCGAAUCAAAUGUCAAGUACUUCCGCACAAUCAAAUGCUCAGUCAUCAGCAGCAGCCAAUUCUAGUUCAAGAAGGUCUAGAUAUGAAGUCUUCACUGGUUCAAGCGGCAGUGAUACAUCAGUUAAUAGCCAAAGACAGUCCACUGCGCAAUCGCGAGCCAGAGCUGAAGCGCAAGCUGCUGCAAGCGCUAGGGCUACAGGUAGUGGUUACAGAAAUUACCAGACAAGGAAUGGAAAUGGCGUAACUUACGGAUCUGUCGGUCAAACAAAUUUCAAUGAUGGUAGAUCGGUUUUCGGAUCUGAAGUAUCUCGAUCAUCUGAUGGCUCUGGCUUUUCAAGCAGUUCCUCGUUUGCUUCAUCUUCUUCCGAUUUCAAUCAAAACUACAUUAGAAGACAAUCCUCUUCGUCUUCAGCAGCUUAUUCUGAUGCAUAUGCAGCAGCGCAAGCACAAGGCUUUUCAAGAGCUGAAGCGCAGGCCUAUGCCGAAGCUUAUUCUCAAGCUCAAGCACAAGGUUUCGAUGCCGCCAGAGCUCAGGCUUAUGCUUAUGCGUAUGCGGAAGCAAGAGGACAGGGAAUGGGAUCAUCGCAAGCACAAGCUUAUGCUGUGAGCAGAGCUCAAGCAACUUCUCAAAACCAAGCAACUUAUUUUCAGAGAGGAAACGCAAAUGCUGAAUCCUCAGCAGCAGCAAGCUCCAGAACAAGUGCAUUUAGUAAUUCAAAUGGCAACAGAGGAUCCUUCAAUUUUAUUGGGAGUGAUAGGUCUGCAGCACAAUCUCAAGCACAAGCAGAAUCAGAAGCUUCCUCUAGUUCAAGAGCAGCAGGCAGCGGGUUUGAAACUCAAAAUGGAAACAGUGUGACAUAUGGAUCUGCUUAUUCUCAGGCAUAUGGAGCAGCACAAUCCGAAGGUUUUACAGAAGCAGAAGCUCGAGCAUAUGCCAGUGCUUACGCAGAAGCUCAAGCUCGAGGUUAUGGCGCUGGUCAAGCCCAGUCUUAUGCAUACGGUUCAGCACAAGCUCAAAGUCUUGGUUAUAGUGGCUCGCAAGCUCAAGCUUAUGCUGACGCUUAUUCGGAAGCACAAGCAAGGGGUUCUGGAUCAUCUGAAGCUCAAGCCUAUGCAGAAGCGAGAGCCCGUGCAGCUUCUCAGAGCCAGUCGUUUACUACAUUUAAUCCUCCACCAGGAAUGAGGAGUUUCAAUUCCAAUCCAUUCAGCCGGGAUUUUUCUGGCACACAAUCCGAAUCUGAAGGAUUUUCCCAAUCCGGAUCACAAGGAAGAAUGAUGACUACAGGAAACGAACAAAUGAGAUCCAUGAUGCAAUCUAUGACUGGGAUGUCAGGUUUUAAUAUGGGGUCAUUCGGUCAAUCUAGCAGUUCAGGACAAUCGGCCAGUGGAGCUAGUGCUGCUGCAGGUCAAGACACUAGUACAGCAAGUGGUUCUACGGGGCAAGCUGAAUCUGGAGGCACUGGAGGCGAAGCUACCAGCACAGCUGGGUCUGGUGGCACUGUAGGACAAGCUAGUAGUGGAGCUAGAUCGAGUGCAGGGCAAAUGGACAGUGGGACUGGAGCAAGCGCCGGACAAGCUAUGAGUGGAGCUGGUGGAUCUACUGGAGGCGCAGCAAGUGGAGAAAUUGGAGGGGCUACUGGAGGUGCGGGACAAGCUGCUGCAGGUGCUGGAUCAUCGGCUGGAACAGUUAUGGGAUAAACAUUUUUGAAAAACUUCCGAAAGUUCCUCUUCCAUGCACAGCUUGUCAAAAAUAUAUUCUGUUAUGAUCUCUUUCAUUUGAAGUGCAAACAAUCUAUGGACAUAUUAAAAUAAGCAAUAUUUACAAAGCAUUUGUAUAAAAUAAUAAAAUGUCGAAGGAAACACUAGAAAAUUUAAAUAUUUUUCAAUUUUAGCUCAAGAAGGAAUAAAAAAUUAUUAUUUUC
Messenger RNA from Uloborus diversus, 3790 nucleotides. Its product is annotated as fibroin heavy chain-like. The coding region runs from base 144 to 3566 and encodes 1140 amino acids. NCBI's taxonomy places the organism in Eukaryota, Metazoa, Arthropoda, Arachnida, Araneae, Uloboridae. The record is from RefSeq and is a predicted model, not a curated record. The transcript is spliced from 7 exons.